UCAUCUCACCUCAAAUUCUCUCGUUUAGAUCUGGUAUUUUUGUUCAGUUGGUUGCAUCAUCGCCGCUUCUGUCUCUGACCAUCAUCGUCGUCUUCAAGCAUCACCGCCGCUUCUUUAUCGAUCAGGUAUAUUUUAUUUUAUUUUUAAUUAUCGUUUGAAUUUUCAUUUUAGGAUUUUCAGUUUUUGAAUUCUCAGUUUUUGGAUUUUCGAUUUUCAAUUUUCAUUUCUGAAUUUUCAUUUUUGGAUUUCCGUUUUUCAAUUUUCAAUUUUUUAAUUUUCGCUUUUUAAAUUUCAGUUUCUUAAAUUUCGUUUUUUGAAUUUUCAUUUUUGGUUUUAAAUUUUCAGUUUUUGAAUUAUCGCUUUUUAAAUUUUUAGUUUUUGAACUUUUGUUUUCAAUUUUCGUUUUUUGAUCUUCGUUUUUGGAUGUUCAUUUUCGCUGUUGUUUUGGUUUGGGUUUUUGGAUCUAUUGUUUUGGUUUGGGUGGGUCUAUUCGUGGGGUUGUCGGGGAGGUUGGUGCUUGCCGGCUCGUGUGGGGGUUCGGGUGGGUGGGGCUUUGGGUUCGUAGAUGGUUUGGGUAUUUGGGUUAGGGUUUCGCAUUUUGGGUUGGGUUUGGGGGGUUUUUGGGCGCGGUGGGUCUGGGGUCUUGGGUUAGGGAUGGCAGGAUUUCGAGUAAUAAGCGACAAUCUACAAUUCCCAAUCACAUUGUAAUGUUUUGGUAUCUAGAAGAGAUAUUUUUUAUAGUUUACUCAUCUUUGGUAUCACCCUUCCGUUUAAUAUUAGCUAUAGUAUCUAAUUCUACUUGUUUGUUUAUUUGCUUAAAACUUGUUGUGAUUGUGAACCAUAGAUUCAAGUAUGACGAUGAUGCUGAUGACUGGUAAAUGCAUGUUGAUGUUCAAGCUUAAAUUAAUGUUAUAUUGAUUGAUUUUGAUUUGGCUUUGGUUGUUUGAUGAUUGUUAUUUGAUAUAUUAUUAGAAGAGACUUGUGAUAUUAUAGAUGAUAUAUUAUAGAGCUAAGUCUUUAGUCCAAUGUAUUAUAAUUUCACGUAUGUAUGGCCUGAAUGUUAUACUUCUCCAGGAUCCCAAAUUGUUAGCAGCUCUAGCAGAAAGUCAAAGAAGGCAAGCCCCCUAUGCUGGUGCCUUCCUUGUUAAAGAUGAGGCUGAUUCUAACACAGAGAAGAACAUUAAUGAUCUUAAAGGAAAAGAACUUUUAAAUCAACUGCAUGAAGUUGGGACGUUGGCCCAGAUUACAAGCAUCCAGGGAGAGCAGGUUGUUCUUAUCGGUCACCGGAGACUUCGGAUAACGGAGAUGGUGAAUGAGGAUCCUCUCACUGUCAAAGUUGAUCAUCUGAAGGCAAGGCAUUGAAUAUUUUCUUUUUCGCAAUUUUUUCUUUAAACUGUUUUCUUGUAAGUUGUAAUUGCUUGUUUAGAUUGAUGCCGAGCUGAUCGAGGCCACUCUUCUUGUUGUAGGAUUUACCAUACGACAAAAAAUGAUGAUGUCAUAAAAGCAACCUCAUUUGAGGUUAUAUCUACUGUAAGGGAUGUAUUGCAAAGAAGUUCACUCUGGAGGGAUCAUGUUUAAACAUAUACAAAGGUGAGGUUGAACAUCAAGCUCUUGAGUUGCCUAAUCUAUUAAUUAACAUCGUUGCAUUCUCUGUGGUAGUAGGACAAGUUCACUUGACAGGACUGUUUAGCAAAUUAUAUGUGUUAAUAUUGGGUAUAGUGAGUGUUGUGCUGUAGUAGCAUCUGGUGUCGUGGGAUUAUUUUAAUGAUUUUAAGAAUGAUAUUGGUACGAGUUAAGUAUCAAAAUGUUUUAAGUGUAAAUUAAACAGAUCUUGAUUGGCAUGUGGAGACGGGCAUAGACAGGGGAAUCAAUCGGUUUGAUAAGGUUGGGGGGUUGUGAAAAUUCAAAAUUGUGGUAUAAUAUAGUGAAUGCUUCAUCACCAAGACACCAACCCCAAUUCUCUCUCCUCGUUUCUUCAUCACACUCAAUUUGUUUUAGCUGAUCUGAGUUGGCUUGUUGCUUUUCAGUUUUUGUUUGUUUCUGUUUUAUGUGUGAUUGUAAUUAAAGAAUCAGUUAUAUUGGUGAUGAAAAGUUUACUGGGUUUGGUUUUUCGUGGAUUUAGUUGCUUCUUAAAUGGGAUGUUUUGAUUUGUUUUGUUGUUGUGGUGAUUUGUGAAUUUUGGUGUAGAAACUAUUAACAGCAAUGUAAAUGGUUUUAGUUGUUGAAUGGAAAAUAUAAGCAGGUUUUUCGUUGGGUAGGGUUGGGUUUGUGGUUAUGGAUGGAUGGUUUUAGUGUGGGGCUGGGUGGAUUUCGAAGGGUGGUGGUGGGUAGUUCGUGUGGGUCUGGGUGGGUCUGUCACUUAAUUGGGGGUGCUAACAAUUUUUUUUUUUUGAUUUUUUUCUGUUUCAAAUUGUGAUUUUUUUACUUUUGCAGGUUUGUUUGAGUUUGAUAGGAUGACUUGGAAAGGUUGAAGAUUGAAGAUUUAUAUAUUGAAGAAGAAAUGAUUGCUUUCUAAUGUAUUAGAUAGAUUUGUUUAUUGAAGAAGAAAUGAUUUCUUUCCUCUAAAUUUGCAUUAUUAUAUUUGAUAGUGACAAGUCUGACCCAACACGAUAACCAAGAAAAAGUGGUUACUGACAAGUCUCAACAUUGCACCAUACAAAUACAAGCCUGGAACAUUACAUUUGAAAAAAGAAAACAGAGAAUUACCGUACGGGGUCUGACUCUGAAAUCGGAUGCUAAUUAGCAUCCGACUUUAGAGUCGGACGCUAAUUAGCAUCCGAUUGUAGAGUCGGACGCUAAUUAGCAUCUGAUUCUAGAGCCGGACGCUAAUUCGGAUGCUAAAUUUGAAAAUGUUUUGAAGUCGCCAACAAUUCCUUAAAGGAAGAAUCAUAAACCUAAUUGGAUAUGAGAAAACCACAGGGACAAAUUAGGGACUUAUCCAAUGUAGAUUUCCCCGU
This is a messenger RNA of Beta vulgaris subsp. vulgaris (sugar beet), 2957 nucleotides long. Its product is annotated as lon protease homolog 1, mitochondrial-like. Bases 994 to 1362 code for a protein of 122 amino acids. Gene Ontology annotation, cellular component: mitochondrial matrix. The record is from RefSeq and is a predicted model, not a curated record. NCBI's taxonomy places the organism in Eukaryota, Viridiplantae, Streptophyta, Magnoliopsida, Caryophyllales, Amaranthaceae. Gene Ontology annotation, biological process: protein catabolic process; mitochondrion organization; chaperone-mediated protein complex assembly. Gene Ontology annotation, molecular function: ATP binding; single-stranded DNA binding; serine-type endopeptidase activity. The transcript is spliced from 3 exons.